Staurois parvus is the source of this 609-nucleotide messenger RNA. The record is from the annotation of a GenBank genome assembly. NCBI's taxonomy places the organism in Eukaryota, Metazoa, Chordata, Amphibia, Anura, Ranidae.
AUGGAGCACAGAACCAUCUUCCACCUUAUGGUGACUCUCACCUUGUUCAGUGUUUUCUACCUCCGAGCACUUGCAUUACCUCCCUUAGCGUCUUAUUCUAACAGCAGACUAGGAAACAGAUUGCCAUAUGAAGGAGCAAAUGAACCAGACCAGACACAGGUGUCCUUAAAACAAGACAUGGAUAUGUUGCAGAAUACACUACCAGACAAUGAAAAGUUCUUUCUGGACAUGACCCAGGGUGUUGGCAGGACAUCUAGGCAUGCUGAUGGACUCUUCACCAGUGGUUACAGCAAACUUUUGGGUCAGCUUUCUGCUAGACGAUACUUAGAAUCUUUAAUUGGCAAACGAGUCAGCAAUAAUGUUGUGGAAGAUCCAGCUCCAGUAAAACGUCACUCAGAUGCAGUCUUUACUGAUAACUACAGCCGCUUUCGGAAGCAGAUGGCAGUAAAGAAGUAUUUAAACUCAGUUCUUACUGGAAAGAGAAGUCAAGAAGACAUUAAUCCUGCUAGUCUUCGAGAAGAUAAUGAUUUAAGUCAAGCGCCAUUCUCAGAAAACUAUGAUGAUGCCACCAUGGAUGAACUUUUGAACCACCUGCCAUUGGUAUAUUAG